Messenger RNA from Acanthaster planci (crown-of-thorns starfish), 3796 nucleotides. RefSeq names its product atrial natriuretic peptide receptor 1-like. Gene Ontology annotation, molecular function: natriuretic peptide receptor activity; peptide hormone binding; protein kinase activity. Gene Ontology annotation, biological process: cGMP biosynthetic process; protein phosphorylation; receptor guanylyl cyclase signaling pathway. The record is from RefSeq and is a predicted model, not a curated record. Gene Ontology annotation, cellular component: plasma membrane. NCBI's taxonomy places the organism in Eukaryota, Metazoa, Echinodermata, Asteroidea, Valvatida, Acanthasteridae.
UCCAGCACCAUGGUGUCUUUCUUCAAGCAGUUGGCCUUCUUCUUCGACUGGAAGCUGGUGGUGAUUUUGAGGGUGGACUUCGACUUCUUUGUCCUCCCUAGUAACGCCCUGGAAAACGGUCUCCGUGAGGCUGGCUUCAGGUCCUACGUGAUCCACCUGGAAUGGUUCGACGAAGUCCAGCCUGCUCUGGAGGAGGCUGCUCUCAACGGCCGAAUUAUCUUCAUCAGUGCGGACGGCAAUUUGGUUCGUAAGAUCAUGAUCAGCGCCUAUCAUCUUGGCAUGGUGUCGGGUGACUACGUGUUCUUCAGCUACCAUCCUUUCAACAACACCAAAUCCUUUGGGCGUGACUCCUGGAAUCAGGGGGAUGAAUACGACGAUAUAUUGAAGGUCGCCUAUCGCGCUCUAAUGACGAUACGCCUCUUCGAACCGACAACUGAUGAGUACGUCGCCUUCCAGCACGAGAUCAACGACCGUAUGCAGCGUUACUAUAACUUCACACCUGAACCGGGAGACGAGGUGAAUUUCUUUGCCACCUCGUUCCAUGACGCUUUGAUAUUGUACUCACUAGCCAUAAACGAGACUUUACAUGAGGGUGGUGACAUCCGUGAUGGCAUGGCGUUACGGGAGAAGAUGUGGAACCGCACUUUCCAAGGUAUCGGCGGUGAGGUUGGCAUCACGGCCAACGGCGACCGAGUGGCUGUCUAUUCCCUGUGGGACAUGACCGACACUGAAAACGGAGUCUUUGAGGUGGUUGCUGAUUACUAUGGUAUAACUCAAGAGAUCAAGUUUCGCAAGCCGAUCAUCUGGCACGGCGGAAAUGGGGAAGUUCCCAGAGACACGCCCAUCUGUGGAUUCUACAACGAGAACCCAGAAUGCAAUCCCAAAGAGAACAAUACCGUACUGUUGGUAUCGACAAUCUUAGCAGCUUGCCUGGUGAUUAUUUCCGUCUGCGUCAUGUUUGUAGUCUACAGGAGGAUGAAACUGAACUCCGAGAUUAUGAACAUGUCAUGGAAAAUCCGCUACGAUGAGUUGAUCUUUACCAAUACGUUCAGGUCCACUUCAUCUUCGAUUCGGUCACUGUCGAUGGGAAGCUUGGAUGCAGACGGUACCAAUCGGAAGCAGAUCUUCACCAAAGUCGCUCAGUAUGAGGGUCGAAUGGUAGCACUGAAGCCCUUGUACGCCGAGAAACUGGAGCUGACGAUGACUCUGUUGAAGGAAUUUAGAAAGCUUCGACGGAUGGAACAUAGCAAUGUUGUCCGUUUCGUUGGUGCCUGCAUCGACGGUCCUGAUAAUUCAAAGAAUACAUUCAUCACAGAGUACUGCAGUAAAGGAAGCCUUCAGGAUAUUCUGGAGAACGAUGCCCUGAAGCUGGACGCAGACUUCAAGCGUUCUCUUCUGCUGGAUGUUGUACAGGGUCUCAACUACAUUCACCACAGUGAAAUGGGCGUGCACGGCCGACUGCGCUCAUCUAACUGCGUCGUGGACAGCCGCUUCGUCAUCAAACUGGCCGAUUUUGGCCUACUCACCUACAGAGACAAGCCCUCGGAACAAGCUGAUAUGACAAAAAUGUUGUGGAAGGCUCCUGAACUCCUCCGGCAGCCAAGCAAGGCAGUAACCAAAGAGGGCGACGUUUAUGCCGUUGGAAUCAUUAUUCAGGAGGUGGUGACUAGAGGGCUGCCCUUCGACCAAGAGCGCCACGCCAACAUGGACAUCAAAGCCAUUCUGGAAAAGCUCAUCACCAUUCCCCAAUCGUCGAAGCCCUUUCGACCGAAAGUACCGGCCGGUGACUGUAGUUCGGAGAUGCACGCGAUCAUGGCGAAGUGUUGGGAGGAAGCACCGUCCGAUCGACCCAGCUCUGACGCGGUCCUGUCAGACAUGAAGAGAAUGUGCAAAGGUGGCUCGGGCGGAAUCUUGGACAAUCUGCUGAACCGCAUGGAGGCUUACGCAAACAACCUGGAGGGCCUCGUGGAAGAGAGAACCUCAGCCUUCCUAGAGGAGAAGAAGCGGGCGGAGACACUCUUGUAUGAAGUUUUACCCAAAUCCGUUGCUGAUCAGCUGAAGACCGGGUCACCCGUCCAUCCUGAGGCGUAUGACAGUGUCACUAUCUUUUUCAGUGACAUCGUGGGGUUCACCGAGCUGUCCUCGCGUAGCACCCCAAUGCAGGUGGUAGCACUGUUGAACGACCUGUACACCUGCUUCGAUGAGACCAUUGGUAACUUUGACGUCUAUAAAGUAGAGACAAUUGGUGAUGCGUACAUGGUGGUGUCCGGCCUGCCGAUCCGCAACGGCAACGCGCAUGCGACUCACGUGGCCAAGAUGGCGCUUGCCUUGCUGGCAAGCGUAGGGACAUUCAAGGUCUCCCAUCGGCCAGAUUGGAAGCUGUUGCUGCGGGCUGGCAUACACUCAGGAGCUUGUGUAGCUGGCGUGGUUGGUCUCAAGAUGCCACGUUACUGCCUGUUUGGUGAUACAGUUAACACAGCGUCAAGGAUGGAAUCAAACGGAGAACCUCUAAAAAUUCACAUUAGCAGUUCAACCUCGGCCAUACUUCGGGAGUCUGACGUUUUCAACAUCGAAGAAAGAGGGGAAAUUGAAAUGAAGGGGAAAGGAAAGCAACUCACUUACUGGUUGCUAGGACAAAAGUAGCAAUGCCUUCAAGUCCAUGUCUUGCACCAAGAAGACCCUUAAGAUAAAUGUUAUAUUGCUUCACAAUUCAGCCUAUAGUUAUUAUAAUAAUCUAUUGUGUUGAAAAUUACUUAAAUUGUUUCUUUUUGUGCAAUUCUGAAAGGAUGUUUUAAAUAAUGUAGCCCAUCCUUUUGAAAAUGGCGAUAUUUAAAUACGCUUACUGUUGGUCCGUCCUAGACGUAUUUUUAAAAGAGUAACCACGCUGAGAAGGUUCAAAGUGCAGUGGCAGGGGUUUUAAAAGUGAAAUUUUGGCUCCUGUAGAAAUGAACUCGAAACGACGAAAAUUUGUUAAAAGUUCAAAACUGGUACAGUGAAAAUUGGCCUAUUGUGUUGAAUAAUGCAUGAGUCAUGGUAGUAAGCCCAUUACUAGACUAAACGGGAAGAAAAGUCCAAUGUUGCAGUAGGCAAACAAAACUGGUUUAGCACCUCUGGUAAAUGUAUGCAGUGUGUUGUAGUUUACUAAUACCAUUUACUUUUCAUCAUGUUAAUGAAAACGUAUCAUUGUUUCCAACAAAAUAUUUUACGUCUUUCACCAAAAAAUACCGUUACACUUGAAUUUGUCUUUCCGUGUCUUUUAACUUACUAAAAUCGUGGCAUUGUAUUCACUGUCAAUAAAAUUAAUCAGAUUAGACGCCAUAUCUGUGGUGGCGUCGCACUAACACACACAUUAUUCAGCUUGAGGCGCGCGUGCAUUUAGCAAAUCGCGCACCCUAUUGGUCGAGGAGGGGUGGAACGCGCGCGAACCACCUGUCCACGCGUGUGGUGCCACCGCAGUAAUGGCUUCCAAUUCUGAUUGCUGAAUUACACUCAGGUAAGAGAAAAAAGUACACAGUGUACUAAGGUACACUAUGUUAAGGUAAGAGUGCGAUUGUGGGUGUUAGCAAAAACUCAUGGAACUAUGAAGAAUAGGCAUUUCAGUUAUGUUUUUGCCACAAAAAGUGCACAUUUAGGUCUACUCUAUGUCACACAGCAUGUUUUUGAAAUCGACGUAGUCUACAAUUGUAUUUCUGUACAGCCUUCGGUACAAUUUGUUAUGUGUGAUUGGAAAUACUAACAGAUUCGUCCACAAACGCGUGGGAAUACGGGCGUUUCAUAAUAGUGCGCCUGCAGCGCC